Molecule: messenger RNA, 2515 nt
Organism: Carassius auratus (goldfish)
Lineage: Eukaryota; Metazoa; Chordata; Actinopteri; Cypriniformes; Cyprinidae
Product: ELAV-like protein 1-B
Exons: 8
Coding region: 171-1265 (364 amino acids)
Cellular component (GO): ribonucleoprotein complex
Molecular function (GO): RNA binding
Source: RefSeq, a predicted model, not a curated record
GCAUCUCUUCUCCAGACGGGAGGGGGCGUGGCUUCACUUCCGCUUCAGCGCUCGACUCCCGAAGUACUAGAGCAGAUCUCCGCUUUGUUCUGUACGAGGUUUGUGACUCGCUCUACUGCAACGGCGGUCGACGACAAAGGAAAGGAAGACUAAAGCUGUAAAGUGUCUACAUGGCCGUCAGAAGAGGACACAUUAGAUAUUUAAAAGUUUGUGAGGUUCAGAACCAGGGUAAUGACAGAGACUCACACAAGGGUGCCAGCUCAGUAAAGCAGGAAGUAUACGACAUGCCGAAUGGUUACGAGGACCACAUGGGCGAUGAGCCGAGUGAUGCGAAAACCAACCUGAUUAUCAACUACCUGCCCCAGAACAUGAGUCAGGAGGAGCUUCGGAGUCUCUUCAGCAGCAUUGGCGAGGUGGAGUCGGCCAAACUCAUAAGAGACAAGAUGGCAGGCCACAGUUUAGGGUACGGAUUUGUUAACUAUGUUAACCCUAAUGAUGCAGAAAGGGCAAUCAAUACACUCAAUGGCCUGAGACUACAGUCUAAAACUAUCAAGGUCUCGUAUGCCCGGCCAAGCUCUGACAGCAUCAAAGAUGCCAAUCUGUACAUCAGCGGUUUACCCAAGACCAUGACACAGAAGGAUGUAGAGGACAUGUUUACCCAGUAUGGGCAUAUCAUAAACUCCCGCAUACUGGUUGAUCAGGCCUCUGGAUUGUCGCGUGGAGUUGCAUUCAUUCGUUUUGAUAAGAGGUCUGAAGCAGAGGAAGCCAUCAAAGAUCUUAAUGGUUCCAAACCAGCUGGUGCCUCUGAACCAAUCACAGUAAAGUUUGCUGCCAAUCCAAACCAGACCAAGAAUUCCCAGCUGCUCUCUCAGCUGUACCACACUCAAUCCCGUCGGUUCGGUGGACCUGUUCAUCACCAGGCACAGCGCUUCAGGUUUUCACCCAUGAGUGUUGACCACAUGAGCGGCGGCACAGCCUCUGGUAUGAAUGCGUCAAGCAGCUCUUCUUCUGGAUGGUGUAUCUUCAUCUACAAUUUGGGUCAGGAUGUAGACGAAGGCAUCCUAUGGCAGAUGUUUGGUCCAUUUGGCGCUGUCACCAAUGUCAAGGUCAUCCGUGACUUUAACACCAACAAAUGCAAAGGUUUUGGGUUUGUUUCCAUGACAAAUUACGAGGAAGCAGCAAUGGCCAUCGCCAGCCUGAAUGGAUACCGCAUGGGAGACAAAGUCCUACAGGUGUCGUUCAAAACCAGCAAGUCUCACAAGUAAAGGGACUGGUGGGUUUUUUUGUCAUAUAAGAGAACCUGAAAGAAGGUUUGUCUGAAGAUUUCAUUGUUGACUGUCUACAUAAACAUACUCAUACAUUGUGUUGGGGUGAAAUAAGUGCUAGUGUUUUAUUCUGGAGGUUGAGGAAAAAACCUGGACAUUUGAAAAGUUUAAGCUAUAUAUCUAAAUAUAUAUCUAGUGUUUUUUUUUUUUUUUUUGAUAACUUAUGAUGCCUUAAAGAUAUCAUGGCAUUGUUGCUCUUUCCUUCUAAUCCCUCUUCCCUUAUUCCCUCUGGACUUCUUGGUCCUGUUUUGUUCAUUAUAUUAUAUAAUGAAAGCUUUACGCUUUAUUGUCAAUACAAACUACACGUCCCAGACUCUUCUAGACAUUUGUAAAUAGUAACCAGUCCCAUUCUUCAGUGCUCUCGCUCACCCAUCUGUAAGGUAAAAGAACGUUUGAAGGACCAAAGAACUUGGAGUGUAAAGCAAAUGCCUUUUAAGUGUUUUAGUUUUCCUGUUUGGAAGUUAAAUCUAAAACCGCAAGUAUUGUCUUCUUUAAAUCUAGGAUUUCUCUUUUUCUUUUUCUCCACUGCAGUUUGCAUUGCUUAUAAUAGCAAAAUAGUUAUUUUGUUUGAUAUUAAAGGUUUUUUUUUUUUUUGCAUUUAACAGCAUGUUUCUUUUUGUGUUUUGUCUGUCUUGUUUUAUUUGAAAGGUGGUUGAAAGGAGCAUUUUAAAAUUUUAGUUUUUUUAAUUCUCUUUUUAAGCAGCAUUGAAUUCACUCCCUAAAUCGUGUUUAAGGUCUGGGACAAAUUCUGUAUACAUUUGAGGCUGAUAGGAGCAGAGUUGUAGGCACAUGGCUGGAAGUUUAAGUCUAGAAUUACACAUUUGCUUGCGAAAUUUACAUUAAUAGUGCAUUUUAAUGUAGUGUUUUAUUCUGUACUUAGUCAAUCCUAAAUGCAGCUUCGUACGUUUUAAUGUGAAAUUUGAAAUCUCUAUUUGAGACCUUGUCAUGUAAAGCCACACAAAGGUGAAGAAUUGUGUUUUAUUGUUCUGAAGAUAUCACAUGGUACUAGUAAACAUCCAGUUUGCAGAUCAGCACUAUACUUUGUGUGCAUGUUCAUUUGUCGGUAAGUUUGACGUCAGUAAUUGUACAUGUCAUGCUUUGGGUCUUUACUGGUAGUGUGACCUAAAGACUUGUAGCAAGAUGUUCCAUGUCUUUCAUUCAAAUAAAUGCCAUUUUGUUGUAAAAAUGUA